Messenger RNA from Rhododendron vialii, 727 nucleotides. RefSeq lists its product as uncharacterized. NCBI's taxonomy places the organism in Eukaryota, Viridiplantae, Streptophyta, Magnoliopsida, Ericales, Ericaceae. The record is from RefSeq and is a predicted model, not a curated record. The transcript has 3 exons. Bases 163 to 408 code for a protein of 81 amino acids.
UGCCGAAAUAAUCUCUCAAGUUUGGUCUUUUGGCAUUCCAAAUUUCCAAUCAGAGUCUUAUGCUCAAAACAGCCCACCCCUUUGGGACAGUAGCACUACAGUAGUUUGGUUCGGAGACCCCCAAAUCCAUCUUCUUUAACUUGCAUCUCUCUGUAUGUUACUAUGAAAAAAGGGGAAAAAAUUGUUCAAGAGAUGAAGUUUUGGGAUUGGUACUUGAAGAUAGCAGUUGGGUCAGCCCUUAUUGGAGGUUCAAUGGAGUUGUUCAUGAUCAAAUCUGGCUUCUAUGAUAAAGUAACUGUUUUGGAGGCGGAGAAACGAGCUUUGGAGAGUUCCCCUGAAGCUCAAGCUAUGAGAGAAGCUCUCAAUCCUUGGAGAAAUCAUGACUCAGCAGAAAGGAAAAAUUCCUAGAAUUCCCAAAAUUCUGGUGACUACUUGUUCAGCAGUCAUUUCUUGGAAUAAAAGGUUAAACAGCCUUCUGGACCUCUGGUGAAACAGAUGGGAAGAAGUUUGUUCUGAUGCUAGGUUUGGAUAUGUUAUACUGUAGAUGUUUGCGACUGUUCACUGUUUGAUUGAAAGGGUGAGCUUUUUGUUGGCCUUGAUUUUGUUGGCCUAGGGCCUAAAACCAUGUUAGCUGCUGUCUGCUGAUAGAUUCGUACCCGUGGUUCUAAUGGCAUUGUACUUUUGGACUGUCACAAUCUUUUUGCAAUAGCUUGGCUUGGUUAUAAUA